CCCUCAGGCGGCGGGAUGGCACUCUGCUGGCACUGCCGCCAAUGGGCCCGAGGAUGGAGACCUGCUGCCGGCGCGUCCUGCUGCUGGUCACUGUGGCCGCAGCAGCCACCGCGGUGCCUUCUCAACACAAGACGCUGAGCUAUGAAGAGGCCAUUGCCCUGGCCGUCGAUUUCUACAACCAAGGGUCAGGCCUAGACCGUGCCUUCCGGCUCCUUAAAGCGGACCCACAGCCUGAGUGGGACAUGACGUCUAACCCGCGGCAGGAGCUGAAGUUCAUGGUUAAAGAGACCGUGUGCCCGGUGUCAGAGAACCUCAAUGGGACCGAAUGUGACUUCAGAGACAAUGGGGUGGUCAGAGACUGUUCAGGAUUCUUCUCCACCCAGCAGGAGUCACCCAUAGUCAUCAUCAACUGCAACACUGUGACCAAGGAGGUAGGGCAGGAGAUGCUCGCACUGAAUGCCACAGGGCACAGGAUGGAGACCUGCCUGAAAGUCCUGCUGCUCGUCGGGGUGGUCACAGCAGCCCCCACGCCAUCAUCAGCCCCUUUGCCAACCCACGAGGAUGCGAUUUUAGCUGCAGUUCAGGCGUACAACCAAGAGCCAGGCACAACACUGGCCUAUCGGCUCCUGGAAGCUGAGCCGCAGACAGACUGGGACGUGUCUUCGAAAACGAUCCAACCGGUGAAAUUUACUGUUCAAGAGACAGUGUGUCUGGUAUCAGGGAAACGUGACAUCAACCAGUGUGAAUUCAAAGAAGACGGGCUGGUCAAAGACUGCUCUGGAUUCUUCUCCACUGUACAGGACCCCGCAUCCGUCAUUAUCAAAUGCGAGGAGGCGUCUGAGGAGGACCGCUGAGGAAAUAUUGGUAGGUUUCUUCGUCGAAAUGCCUGGAACCCUAUUCACGUCGGUCUUGCCCUUACUAACUAAGAAGAUCCAGAAAGGGAGGAGAUGAAAGCGAGUCAAUGCUGCCAGACCCAGCUGUGCCUCCAUUUCUCCUCUACUGGAAGCACCAUCGGAAGCAAGACUCAUAACAGUGUGAACAGCUUCAGAGUAUCUGCUUCUACCUACCGCAUAGCACCCCUUUCAGUGCUGCUCUCCGGGGCUCCUCUGCAUAAUAAACUGCCAUGCUGCAAACAUA
Malaclemys terrapin pileata is the source of this 1137-nucleotide messenger RNA. Its product is annotated as cathelicidin-related peptide Oh-Cath-like. The transcript is spliced from 8 exons. Gene Ontology annotation, molecular function: lipopolysaccharide binding. Lineage: Eukaryota; Metazoa; Chordata; Testudines; Emydidae. Gene Ontology annotation, cellular component: extracellular region. Gene Ontology annotation, biological process: antimicrobial humoral immune response mediated by antimicrobial peptide; innate immune response; defense response to Gram-positive bacterium. Bases 42 to 854 code for a protein of 270 amino acids. The record is from RefSeq and is a predicted model, not a curated record.